GCGGAUCUUGCCUCUUUUUCAUCAUUAUUAAUUUAUUAUUUAUUAUUAAUUAUUAUAUAUAUAUAUAUAUAUAUAUAUAAAGGCUAUAAACUCAGAAGCAGGGCUCCCCCCCAUCCACACAGAGAUUGUGAUUGGGAGAUUUCAAAAGCGGAAAAUGGCAUCGUGGAAGAAAACAAUAACAACGCCAUUCAGGAAGGCGGCAACACUCUUCAACCAGCCGCAGCCGCAGCCGACUUCCCGCCCCGAGGAGGAGAGGAGGAUGGUGAGAGAGCUGCAGGGAGAAGUGAUGGCGUGCGGCUACGAAGACGUACUCGUCAUGUGGUCUAUCCUCGACAAGUCCAAUCCCUCUUCCUCCUGCGAUCUCUCCUCUUCUUGAUCAUACAUACCUUCUCCCCCCUUCAUGUACAUACAUAUCAUAUAGUUACAUUUAGUCGAGGCUUCUUUCUUCUCCCUCUCUUGAGUCGGAAUUCGGACAUAAUCCCCGUGACCAAUCUUUUUUGUCCCGGUGCGAUUUUUUUUUGUUGGGCCUUGGACAAUUGUUUCGUCCUGAAUUCCGUACGUUUCGCUCUCGCUUUAAUUAGGUUCAAGAUUUGUGUUCUGAUGCUUUCUCUCUCCGUACGUACGUGCACAUGUACCUCUCCUCUACAUGCACUCAUCAUUUCGUCACGACGAUGGGUUCCAA
Molecule: messenger RNA, 682 nt
Organism: Tarenaya hassleriana
Lineage: Eukaryota; Viridiplantae; Streptophyta; Magnoliopsida; Brassicales; Cleomaceae
Exons: 2
Coding region: 155-376 (73 amino acids)
Source: RefSeq, a predicted model, not a curated record